This is a messenger RNA of Rhopalosiphum maidis (corn leaf aphid), 1498 nucleotides long. RefSeq names its product cuticle protein 19-like. The transcript is spliced from 3 exons. The record is from RefSeq and is a predicted model, not a curated record. NCBI's taxonomy places the organism in Eukaryota, Metazoa, Arthropoda, Insecta, Hemiptera, Aphididae. Gene Ontology annotation, cellular component: extracellular matrix. The coding region runs from base 11 to 658 and encodes 215 amino acids.
UUUAGUAUAAAUGCACCGUCCCGUCCGCUGUACAGAUCAUACUGAAUCCAACAGUGUUCUAGAACAGUCACAGCUAGUUCUCAACGUUGUGUUUUAUUUUUCAACAGUGCUUUAUCACUACUCACCGUUCAAUUCAAAAAUGGCGUUCAUACAGUGCACACUCGCUGCUCUCCUGUUGCACGUAACUUGCGGAAGCUACUUGGCUCACCGCGCUGCCGCUUACCACGGCGCUGCACCCGCUGCGAUCGGUUACCAUCACGGCGGCGCACCUGCCGGCUACCUUCACCACGGUUAUGAAGAGGCCCCAUCCUACGACUACGCUGCGUAUCCAGCUUACUCGUCAGCCAGCACCUACCAAGCCGACUACCCCAGCUACUCCUCAAAACCCGUCGACUACUACUCGCCGCCUAAGUACUCGUUCAACUACGGCGUGAAGGACUACCACACCGGCGAUGUCAAGGACCAAUGGGAAGAGAGGGACGGUGACGUUGUCAAGGGUGAAUACAGCUUGGUCGAACCAGACGGUACCACACGCAAAGUCACUUACACCGCUGACGACCACAACGGUUUCAACGCUGUCGUACACAAGUCCGGCACUGCCCAUCACCCGACCCACGUCGCCCACGCACCAACCUACCACCACGCUUACCGCCGUUAAGACCAAUUAAUACACGAAUUUACCAAACAUUAAACCGUCGUUACCACACGUUAUAUUAUUAAGUAUUAAUUUUUUAGGUAUACGUUUCGUUUAUAAGCGAACAACGUUAAUAUAUAGUAUAUUAUAUAUAUAGCAUAUAAUAGUAGAGUUUUUACCAAUACCAAAUCAAAAAAAUAUAAAUAACACCAAUGUCAAUUCUUCCGUUUCGUACGGUAUAAUAUGAGUACGAAAAUCUUAGUAUAUUCUAUUAUUUCACGCUAUAUAUACUAUAUCGAGUCUCUUUGCGUUAACUUUACAAAACUAUUCCAAUUCCUUCUGUCUCCACUCGUUGCUUUUCGCUGAAAUAUACCCGAUUCUUAUAUUAUUAUUACAAUUUUUUUACACGCAAGAAAUCGAGUGAACUAUAUUAAUAUAUUAUACGUCCCUUAUUGCUUCAUCAAUGAUCUCUUUUCGAUAUAAUUAUUACACGAUAACCGAAUAUCCCGACGUGCCUACUGUAGGUCGUAUACACCUAAUAUACAUUAUUUCGUAAUUAUUAUAAUAUACGUUUAGAAUGAGGAAAUUAUUUUUACUUUAAAAUUAUUUUUCAUUUGUUUUUUUUACACGGUGUUUUUUAUUUAAUGUCUACUAUUUUAUUAUGUAUUCAAAUUUAUUAUUAUUAAUUUUUACACGCUUUCAAGAAUUGUAUACCAAAUCCUGGGUAUAAUAUUUCUCGAUUGUUAAAAAUGUUGUAGAAAACAUACUUGAAAUAUUUUUGUAUACUUUUUACUUGACCAUUUAUUGUACUCUGUUUUGUAUAUACAUUUUAUAAUUGCUCAUAAUAUAUCUAAAACAUAUAUA